Molecule: messenger RNA, 1390 nt
Organism: Setaria italica (foxtail millet)
Lineage: Eukaryota; Viridiplantae; Streptophyta; Magnoliopsida; Poales; Poaceae
Product: RNA polymerase II C-terminal domain phosphatase-like 4
Exons: 1
Coding region: 1-1317 (438 amino acids)
Cellular component (GO): nucleus
Molecular function (GO): RNA polymerase II CTD heptapeptide repeat phosphatase activity
Source: RefSeq, a predicted model, not a curated record
AUGAGCGAGAUGAAGCAAGGAGGAAACGAUGCCGCCGCCCCGCGCUGCCCCCCGCACCCUGGAUUCAUCCGCGGGCUCUGCUUCCUCUGCGGGGUGAAGGAGGAGAACACGGAAGGAGGUGCUCCCGAGCUCGCCAUUGGGGACGAGAACGAGAUGAUGAAGCAAGGAGGAGGCGAAGGCGCCGCCGCCGCGGCGCGCUGCCCCCCGCACCCGGGGUUCGUCAGCGGGUUCUGCUCCCUGUGCGGGGCGAAGGAGGAGGACGCGGGAGGAAGCGCCUCCAGACACGCUGUUGGGAACGUCCACGGGGACCCCGCGCCGCCGGCUUCGGCGACGACGACCACCGUCCCGCGCGCGUCCGACCUAGCGACCCUCCUGCGCGAGAGGAAGCUGACCCUCAUCCUGGACCUGGAUCACACGCUGCUCAACUCGACGGGGCUCGACGACUUCUCCCCCUCGGAGGAGCGCAACGGGUUCACGUCGAGCACCAGGGAUGACCCCGGCAUGGGCCUCUUCCGAUUGGACACCUACGGCGUCCCCGUCCUCACCAAGCUCCGGCCGUUCGCGCGAGGCUUCCUGGAGCAGGCGAGCGCCAUGUUCGAGAUGCACGUGUACACCCUGGCAAGCCGGGCUUACGCGAUGGCGGCCGUCAGGCUACUGGACCCGGACGGCGUCUUCUUCGGCGCGAGGAUCGUGUCGAGCGCGGAGUCGACCCGGCGGGACAUGAAGAGCCUCGACGUCGUCCCCGGCGCCGAGGCCGCCGCGGCGGUGAUCCUCGACGAUUCGGACUCUGCCUGGCCGGGGCACCAGGAGAACCUGAUCCUGAUGGACAGGUACCACUACUUCGCCUCUACCUGCAGGGAUUUCGGCUACGACAUCAGCUCCAUGGCGGCGCUGAACCGGGACGAGAGGGAACACGACGGCUCGCUGGCCGUGGUGCUCGGAGUCUUGAAGCGCGUCCACCGGGGCUUCUUCGACUCGGUCCUCGACGGCGACUUCCCGGACGUCAGGGAGGUGAUCCGGGAGGUGCGGCGCCAGGUGCUGCUCGGGUGCACGGUGGCGUUCAGCCGGGUGAACUAUAUGGAGGACUUCGCCGAGGACACCCCCAUGUGGACGCUGGCCGAGCGGCUCGGCGCCGUCUGCGAGGUCGACGUCGACGAGACGGUCACCCAUGUCGUCGUGGAGGAUCCGGGGACCGAGAAGGCACAGUGGGCGCGGGACAACAACAAGUUUCUCGUCAACUCGGAGUGGAUCAAGGCGGCGAGCUUCCGGUGGUGCCGGCAGGACGAGCUAGACUUCCCGGUGACCCGUCGAGGUUGAACAAAGUCUUGUGGCUUGCUACUGCGGCAAUGGUAUAGCUAACCUUUGAGAAUUGCAUGCUUCAGAUCGUUGA